UUUCCCUGCUUGCGACGUCGUUGCCACCUGCGCGCUUGCGUGCUUGCUUGCUUUUCCCACUGCACAUUUGGGUUCGCCACAGCUGCUGUUAUGUUGUGUGGUGUGGUGUAGUGUGGUGUAGUGUGGUGUGUUGGGUUGGGUUGUGUUGGCUGCUUGUUUUGCACCUCGCCCUAUCCCUCCCUCGCUAUGGAAAGGCCUGCUGCUCAGGCUUUUCGAUACGCCUCGUCCUUCGCCGUCUUCUUCUUCUUCUUCUCACUCACCUUGGGCAUUCCCACCACCGCCUCUUCAUCUUCUUCCUGCUGCACUCAGCUCUAGCAGCACCCACCAUCCCUUUGUACCACGUCUCUCUGCCCCUGCAACUGACAUACCCACUUGUCCUGAACUUGAGCCUUCUUCGCCGCAUGGCGAGAUUGGGUUUUGUUUGUUGAGCGUGACGUGUUUCACUGAUGUCAGUGGUCUCGUAGUUGCAGAGAGCGGUUUGCCAAUUGUGGUUGAGGUUUGGGGUUUCGGAGGGUGGAGUUUGGAUAGAGAUCUUGUGGAGGGAUAGAGGUAGGAGCAGGGGAUUGGUUGGUUGGUUUGUGCUGAGGUUGAGAGCCAGCGAGGGAUCCAGUCGGCAAGGAUGCCCAGGUUUUUGUGGGCGUUCGUGCUGCGCAGACCGAGAUCUUGUGUUGUUGUUCGUAGAAAAGCGGAUUGCGGGGAGGAAGUGCUGUUUGUAAGCCAAUGCGUUUUGAAGGAGAGAAAGUGAAGGAUGAGUGUGGAGGUUAGAAUUUAGGGAAGAGAGGGAGCUUGUGACCUUAGGCGGUAUAUUGUGUGGGGGGACGAUUGCAGUGAAUGACCUUUUGGUCGUUUCUUGCGAGAAUGUGAUACGGGACUUGUUGGGGAAGGAAGUGGACACGGUGAAGAAGAAAGGAGAGGAAAUGGCUGUCCUCGACGGGGAAGCUCGUGUGCUGUUGACAGCGCAGCACAUUAUAAAAGCCCUAGGCACGUCGGAUGCCAUGACGGAUGAUAUGAUAUCUGUGCUUACCAAGUUCGAUCACAGGUUUAGGGACAUGAAUGAUAAGAAUUUGGAUCGGAGGUCGGAUGCUUCCACUUCCGGGAAGUCUCCAAAAGGGGAGGAUUCGGACCCGGAUUUUUAUGAUUCGCCACAAGGGCCUCGGGAAAGAUUCAGGGCCAGGAAGGGGACCAAUUCUGUGUUGGAUUCUGUGUGGCAGGUCAUUAAUCACUGGGACAUGGGACAUGGGGCAUGUGAGGGGGAAGGUUACAGGUGGAUUUUUGAGAGUAACGUUAAAGAGAUACAGGAGUAUCUCAAUGCCGUUGAUACGGUUUUGACUGAACUCGAGAAUAUGAAAAUUCAUAACCGUGAUCCGAAGCUGCUUGAAGAAGCUCAGUAUCUGCUCCAGCUGGCCAUGGAGAGAUUGGAGGAAGAACUGCGUCAUGUUUUGGAAAUGUACACCGGGUUCGUGGACUCUGACGAACUGCUGGGUUCUUUUUCCGCAGCCUCGUUGAGGGUGCCUCCAGAAGAAGACGAUGAUGAAGAGGAGCCGGACAUUGCCACUCCUCGAGGUGGUCAGUUGGAGAGAUCCCAAAGUAGGGCAGUUGCUUUGAUGCCGGAUCAAGCGGCAGAAGACGUUAUUGCCAUUGUUACCCGCUUAAUCGCCGGCGGGUUUAAGAAGGAGUGUGUGCAGGUCUAUAUUAGCUCCCGGAAGGUCGUGCUGGAGAACAAUUUGUUAGCCUUGGGGGUGGAGAGGGUGAGCAUAGAUGAGGUGCAGAAGAUGCCUUGGGAACUGCAGGAGGAGAAGAUCAAAAAUUGGAAUCAAGCUAUGAAGAUUGGAGUGACGAUGCUGUUUGCGAGCGAAAAGCAACUGUGUGAUCAGGUUUUUGCGCCUCCUCUGAACGACAUCUGCUUCAACGAUUUUGCUAAAUCUGCUAUGAUGCACCUCCUCAGUUUCGGGGAAGCCAUCGCCAUAGGCCGGAGGUCACCCGAGAAGCUGUUCAAGGUACUCGACAUGUAUGAAACACUGCGAGAACUUAUUCCAGAACUGGAGGUUAUUUUUUCUGGGAAAUCUGGUUUAAGUGUUAGGUCUGAAGCGAGUGGAAUCCUUUUCCGCCUCGGAGAGGCGAUAAGAGGGACAAUUUCAGAGUUUGAGAAUGCCAUUCAACGACACAGUUCCAAGGUGCCAGUGACGGGAGGUGCAGUCCAUCCACUUACUCGCUACGUAAUGAACUAUAUCAAAUUGGCGUGUGAGUAUAGUGAUACGUUGAAGCAGGUCUAUGUUGAAAGGGAUAAUUCAGAGGCUUCAGAAAGAUCUGUUCUAUCACCGGACAAGAGGGAUGAUAGAUUCAGCAGGGAUGAAUGCUCAACGUUAGCAAGCUUGAUAGGCCGCCUGGCUCGGGCCCUUCAGAACAACUUGGACGGGAAAGCCAAGAUGUACAAGGACCUUGCUUUGACGCACCUAUUCCUCAUGAACAACAUUCACUACGUAGUGCAAAAAGUGAAAGGUUCAGAGGUCAGAGCGCUGCUCGGAGACAUUUGGGUGAGGAGGCAUGUCGGUAUGGUGAGGCAAUAUGCAGCCAGCUAUCAAAGGGCUGCAUGGGGCAAAGUUUUGGCUUGCCUGAGGGACGAAGGGUUGCAUAAGGACCAAGGCAACAAAGGUGUCUCAUCGGUGUCCAUUUCUCGUCAGACUCUUAAAGACAGGUUCAAGAAUUUCAACAACAUAUUCGAUGAGGCUCACAAAGCGCAGUCGCAGUGGGUGGUAGUGGAUCCCGGCCUUCGGGACGAGUUACGCAUCUUCAUUGCUGACAAGUUACUGCCGGCUUACCGUGCCUUCCUGGGUCGUUACGGGCACCACAUCGAGACAGGAAGGCAUCCGGACAAGUAUAUUAAGUACACGGUGGAGGAGCUUGAGGCGGCCAUUGGUGACUUCUUCACAGGAAGCAAUGGCUCAAUGGGUUCCUCUUUGAGGAGGAGAUCUUUCUCCUUGCAUUCGGGACAAUAACCUUGGCUAGCAAUGGGUAUACGUGUGUACAGAAGAGAGUAUGUUUUUGCCGACUUUCGUCCACAACAGUCUUAGUGUAUACUGUAUUUCGACUAUACAAAAAACUUCAAAGUUACCCACACACUUUUCUGCCCUGAAACAUAGGCACUGUAUAUUUUUAUUUUUAGACGGAUAGAUGAUGGUCAUGUAGAAUGUUGUCUUUGUCUCCACAAGCAGGAGGCCUCCUAGUUAGAGUAAAUGAAAACGACUGGAGAAGAAAAGAAAAGAAGAGGGAGAAAAAAAAAAAAAAAAAAAAAAAAAAAAAAAAGGAGAAGAAAAGAAAAAUCAAGUUCGAUAUACGAUUAUGAUGUUUCAUGUGUGUUUAUUUUUUAUUUUUUAUUUUUUUAUAAUUCCUUCUUAUCCAUUGUUCUCUUA
Molecule: messenger RNA, 3410 nt
Organism: Physcomitrium patens
Lineage: Eukaryota; Viridiplantae; Streptophyta; Bryopsida; Funariales; Funariaceae
Product: exocyst complex component EXO70A1
Biological process (GO): exocytosis
Cellular component (GO): exocyst
Molecular function (GO): phosphatidylinositol-4,5-bisphosphate binding
Source: RefSeq, a predicted model, not a curated record